This is a messenger RNA of Mytilus trossulus (common blue mussel), 611 nucleotides long. RefSeq lists its product as uncharacterized. Bases 187 to 558 code for a protein of 123 amino acids. The transcript has 3 exons. Lineage: Eukaryota; Metazoa; Mollusca; Bivalvia; Mytilida; Mytilidae. The record is from RefSeq and is a predicted model, not a curated record.
AGUCAAGACAUUUCACCAUCCUGUUCUGUUCAAACAUUGGUCGAAAUAUGUGAUGACUUGGGUAACACCUCAUGUUCAGAAGUUACAUGGAAUGGAAAGGCUACAAUAACAUUUACUACUGAGCUAUCAUCAAUUGCUGGAUCAAAGGGAUUGAUUUUUGAUACAAGUAGUGAAUAUUCAUCCCCGAUGAAUAUAGAUGUCAGUGGAGAUUGCUGCACUCCAUCAGCAUAUCUGACAGUGAUUGAUAUCAGAAGUAACUUUGCCAGAUGUCAUUUUUAUCUCGGCGACGUUAAAUAUGUAGAGAAAUCGGAACCAGUGUUGUCAACAGCAGAGCAGAUUGCUAUCGGUGUUAUUGUCGGUAUUGUUGCUGGUUGUUUAUUUGCAUCGUUGAUAAUUGGAAUAAUUGUAUAUCGAAAAGCAAUCAAACCUACAUUAGAGGACAGUAAAAUUAACCCCUCAGAUGUCUUUGGUGAUUUGAAGUGCGAUGUGUCGAACAAACCACCAAUUGCAACAACACUACAACAACCUUUAGACAUUGAAGAUCUCGAUCUAGAGUAGUCUUGUAAAUUUUUCCCCGAAUUAAAGUUUGGUGAUGACAGAUAACAGGCAUA